This is a messenger RNA of Helianthus annuus (common sunflower), 1512 nucleotides long. RefSeq lists its product as uncharacterized. The transcript has 3 exons. Lineage: Eukaryota; Viridiplantae; Streptophyta; Magnoliopsida; Asterales; Asteraceae. The record is from RefSeq and is a predicted model, not a curated record. The coding region runs from base 1 to 1512 and encodes 503 amino acids.
AUGAUUGAAAGCGAGAGGCUAAACUACAUACGUUUUCAGCAAAUCAAACUGAGGUCUGAUUCGCUUAACAAUCUUAAAAAUGUUCAAGACGUCGGUCAGAGUGAUUUGAGUCAUACAGGACAACCUGUUAUAUUACCUUCAUCUUUUACUGGUGGUUCUCGCUACAUGAUGCAAAAUUACUUAGAUGCUAUGGCGUUAUGUCGGAAGUAUGGGUAUCCUGAUUUCUUUAUCACAAUCACAUGUAAUCCGAAAUGGCCUGAGAUUCCAGAAGACAGACCUGACAUACUUUGCCGAUUGUUUAAGAUGAAACUUGAUGAAUUGAUAAAAGAUAUGAAGCAAAAAAAAAAAAAAAAAUUUGGCGAUAUUAAUGCAGUUGUUUAUACAGUUGAGUUUCAGAAGCGUGGUUUGCCACAUGCGCAUAUUUACUUAUUUAUGAAAGCUGAUCAUAAGCUUCCUACGGUUGAACACAUCGAUCCCUUUAUCUCAGCUGAAAUUCCUGAUAAAAACGAUGAUCCUGAAUUGUAUUCUCUUGUGGGUGACUUUAUGAUUCAUGGUCCUUGUGGACAUGCCAACAUGAAAUGUCCGUGCAUGGUUGGGAACCGUUGUUCUAAGAAUUUUCCAAAAAGGUUUUUGGAAUCCACUUCCAUUGAUUCUGAUGGAUUUCCCGUUUAUAGGAGAAGAGAUUCUGGUCACACAGUUGUGAAGAAGGGCGUUACUUUAGACAAUAGGAGUGUAGUUCCAUACAACAAAAAGCUACUUAAAAGAUAUCAGGCGCACAUCAACGUGGAAUGGUGCAAUCAGGCUGGCUCGAUAAAGUAUUUGUUUAAAUACAUUAAUAAAGGACCUGAUCGAGCCACUGUUGCUGUUUUUGAUUCAGACAGAGGCCCCGAUGAGGAGAUUCCAAAAGAUGAAAUUAAAGAAUAUUACGAAGCUAGAUAUGUUUCCGCAUGUGAAGCCAGCUGGAGAAUAUUUGCCAAUGAUGUUCAUUAUCGGUAUCCUUCUGUUAUGAGAUUACCCUUUCAUCUUCCAGGACAACAAAAUGUUGUAUUUAGUUGUGACGAUGAUAUUGAGGAUGUCCUAAACAAACCUCAAGUAAAUUCCUCUAUUUUCUUAGAAUGGAUGAAUAUGAACAAUUCUAAGCCUGAAGCAAGAGAACUUACUUAUGUUGAGUUUCCUACAAAAUAUGUGUGGAAGUUAAAAGAUCGUUGCUGGCAGGAACGCCAAAAUUAUGUUGUUAUUGGGAGAAUUUAUUCUGCGUCUCCUUCUCUUGGUGAGGCUUAUUACCUAAGAAUUCUUCUUACUAAGGUUAAAGGACCACGAUCAUUUGAAGAAAUAAGAACAUAUGAUGGUGUUGUUUAUCCUACGUUUAGGGAUGCGUGUUAUGCACGUGGCCUGUUAGAUGAUGACAAUGAAUAUAUCGAGUGUAUUAAAGAAUCCAGUUUCACUGGAAACGGUCAUUAUCUUCGUUCUUUGUUUGCAACACUUCUAUUGUCUAAUACGCUAGAGACCUGA